Molecule: messenger RNA, 5628 nt
Organism: Carassius carassius (crucian carp)
Lineage: Eukaryota; Metazoa; Chordata; Actinopteri; Cypriniformes; Cyprinidae
Gene: sphk2
Product: sphingosine kinase 2
Exons: 7
Coding region: 1236-3851 (871 amino acids)
Biological process (GO): positive regulation of apoptotic process; sphinganine-1-phosphate biosynthetic process; sphingosine biosynthetic process
Cellular component (GO): intracellular membrane-bounded organelle; membrane; cytoplasm
Source: RefSeq, a predicted model, not a curated record
UGAAAACGCUCGUGCCUCCUCUACAGCUCAGGAAAGCUGGAAAACUCGCUUUGUAGGGGGGACAAAAAAAAACAGGGCACCUUUCACAUCGGAUAAAGAGGUUUACCAUGACUUGAGACCCUAAUCCUGCACUCCUCCACUUUCUGCAUUCUGCGUUUUAUUUAUUUUCCUUUUUGAGGACUACCUUGCGAGGAUUGAAGAACAGAGUUCAACAUUCAUGGAUAUCAAAUCCUGGAUUUUUUGGCAUUUUUUUAUUGGGUGAGCUAUAAAACAUGAGUUCCCAGCACUACUACAAUCUCUGACACGGCUUUGGACCUAAACCAGAAGUGGCAUUCCUGUUCAUCUCUAUCACUUCCUAAACCUUGUUGUUUUUGGAGAAGAAAUGUAUUUUUAGUAAACCACCACGAUAAGGUUUAAUUUGCUUAUUCUCAAACACUAUCCUCGGCCGGGCCGUUACCUCUGCUUCCUGUGUUUUGUUUGUCACUGAACAUUUUCGUAGCAUUUACAGGGUUAUUAUAACCUUAGUGUGUGUUAUUUUUAGUCAUUUGUAUGUUCUGUGUUCUCAAUGUAUUGUUAAUUGAAACGGUGCUUCCUAUUUUAUUUAAACAAGUUGUGAUAGUGGAAAAUUGUUCAAGUCAGUAACUUAAGAAAUUUUGUUUAAUGAUUAUUUAAUGUACAUGCACACACAUUUCCGUUUAACCUUGAUAAAAGGUAAGCCUUUUCUCAUAUUGUGAUAUUCUGCCAGUGUAGUCAGACAAAGAGAGAAAAGCAAAUAAUCUGGCUUCUUUGUGCAUCUUCAUUUUUAAACAAAACUUUAAUUUUUGUUGGGAUACUAGCAAUACUAAACUGGAAAUCUCUUUUGUGUAUUGUGUUUUGAUCAGAUGAUCAUAAGAGGAUUUAGCAUUGUUUCCAGGCAAAGUGCACUGAUGGAAAAGAUUUAACACUAUCAGGGAUAGAAAAGCCUGCUGACGUUUUUUUGUGUGUUUUCUUAAAAAGACACCUGUUGAAACACUGUCAUCAUUUGUAACUUUUUUUAACCUUAAGUUUAUGCAAAAGCCCAUGGUUUGGGCUUUAAAAAGCUGACACAUUUUAUCUCCGAACAACUGACACAUUUUAAUUCAGAACAAGUCAUCUUCAUUCAGAUGAAAGAUCUCUUCAUGAGGCAUUCAAGCUGUCUUUUCCAAAUAUACUUUCUGCAUCCCAGUGGCACUACCUUUUGAGCCCAGACAUUGAAUAUGCGCUCCCCAGGCCCAGAGAGCCCAUCUAUGACUGAGGAAGCCCUGCUGCAUGGACAGUUUGGCGGUUGGAGCAGCGGAGGGGGAAGUGGAAGUAACAGCAACAGCUGCCCCAAUAGCCCUGGAGGUGUUUCUUUACCAUCCAGCCCAGCCUCCACCAACUACGCCCUGACCCUCACGCCAACCCACAUCCAUGUCCAGCGGUUGUCACCACGUGCAGGGAAGCAGUCCAGGCUGAUCCUGCCUCUGGCAGAACUGACCGGAUGCAGCUGCCCGCGCUCGCCGGCCCCUCCUUUGCUGGUGCUUUACUGGUACCCUCCGGGACGUCGCCGCAAAGGCGUCUCCAGACAUAGACAGGUGAGGGCGUACUUGGCGGAGAGCAGAGUUGAGGCGGAGAAAUGGAACGCUGCUAUACAGAGCCUGCUGAGGGGAAUGGAUGUCAGCUCCACCACAGCAGAAUUUUGCAAAAGCAUGUUGCCCCGUCCCCGUCGACUGUUGCUGCUGGUCAAUCCAUUCAGUGGCCGGGGUCAGGCAAUGCAGUGGUGUCAAACGCACAUACUUCCAAUGAUAAGAGAAGCCAACAUCAGCUACAACCUCAUACAGACAGAGCGUCAGAAUCAUGCACGUGAUCUAAUCAGAGACAUCUCGCUCCCAGAAUGGGACGGAAUUGUCAUUGUUUCUGGAGAUGGACUCUUGCACGAGGUGAUAAAUGGCCUGAUGGAACGGCCAGACUGGGAACAAGCAAUAAAAACUCCUGUGGGAAUCCUGCCUUGUGGCUCUGGAAAUGCACUUUCUGGUUCAAUCAACCACUAUGCAGGAUAUGACAUGUGCCUUCGGGAGCCUCUCCUCCUCAACUGCUGUUUUUUGCUGUGCCGGGGUGGGGUUAAACCGAUGGACUUGGUGUCUGUUACAACCAGCCCAUGUGCUUCAUCAUCCACAGCCAAUCAGAAUGGGCACCCACCUGCUCCCAGGAGGCUUUUCUCUUUCCUUUCAGUGGCCUGGGGUUUUGUGUCUGAUGUGGACAUAGAGAGUGAACGCUACAGAGGGCUGGGCUCAGCACGGUUUACACUUGGAACACUAGUAAGAUUGGCUUCUCUACGCUCUUAUAAGGGCCGUCUUUCCUACCUGCCACCCGGUAUGGUCAACCCGUCCCUCGAUGCCACACCUCAGCCGCCUCGCAGGCCACUUUCACGCAGCAUUACCGAAGGUUUGGAGGGAUUUUGUCGCACUCCCAUCCACCGGACCUGCUCCGACAUGGGCCUGAGUGAACAAAGAAGUCUCCGUAAAGGAGAUGGGGAACGAGAAAGGGAAAGAGAGAGGGAGAGGCAGGAGAGAGAGCGGGAGAGAGAGAGGAGAAGAGAGAGGGCAAGAGGGGUUGGAGUAGUGAGAGCUAGCAGUCUCGCAGAAGACCGAGAGAGAGAAGUGGAAGCAGAAGAGAAGAUGGAGGAGACGUCAAGGAUCAGCUCAGAAUCAACUGAAAGGGAAGAGUGUGACAACAUAGCCAGUAAUAAUGGAAAUGGGGAAGAAGAGAAUAAACCAGGUGGGGUUGAGAUGGAUGGAGAAGAAGUGAUGAAAGCAAGAGAUUCGAGUGAAAGAGAUGAGGCAAAAGAAUGCAACGAGAGUUAUCAAAUGACUCCACCUGAGAUGCAACGCUCACUACGCAAAAACUCGGCCCCUUCUAGCCAGAUAAUUAAUGCAUUUUUCAGCCAGCCAAUUGGUGCAGAACCUGACCAAGACUUGGAGCUGGCAGCCUAUGGCAAGGAGGACGAAGACAUAAAUGGCACCUACUUUCAAAGAGAGGCAUUUCCACUGGACAAGUCUCGUGAGCGAGCCCUUACCAUCUCAUCUUCUCCAUUCCGUCAGUCUCCUUUCAAAGCUUUCAAACCUAAAACUUUAGACCAGAACCAGAACCCCACACGGCCACGGCCCCUGUCUCUUCUCCACCAAUCGCAUUCAAACUCUCUCCCUCCAAAAUUUCCAUCCCUCUCGCUGUCCCUUUCCCCGACCCCUCCUUCGUCUCCAUCUUGUGCCUCUCCCCAAUCUUCUUAUCUCACGCCACGUCCCAACACUCCCAGCUCGUCUUCUCCAUCACCUUCUUUUCAUUCACCGACCCCUUCCUUCAACUUUGACCUUGCAGAGCCUGCAGGACCCCUGAAGAACCGCCCUCUCAUGACAUCCUCCAUCAACCUGCCAGAGGAUGAUCUGCUACCUCCUCUGGACCAGCCUCUCCCUACCCGCGACUGGGUCACUAUUGAGGGCGAUUUUGUCCUGGUGCUUGCCAUCUACCAGAGCCACCUGGGAGCAGAUCUUCACGCUGCGCCUCAGGCUCGAUUUGAUGAUGGGCUGAUCCAUCUGACAUUUGUGCGGGCUGGUAUCUCUCGGGCUACACUGCUUAGAUUGUUCUUGGCAAUGGAGAGGGGAGCCCAUUUGUCCCUUAGCUCUCCUUAUGUUAGUCAUGUUCCUGCUCGGGCGUUCCGCCUUCAGCCGCUUUCACCACGAGGAACCCUCACUGUAGAUGGAGAGCUGGUACCCUAUGGGCCACUCCAGGCACAGGUUCAUCCCUCGAUGGCUCGUUUGAUUGUUGGGGACUCUGGAAUAAAGAUUACAAGAUUCUGACCUGUUUGGAUUUGAACGGGCAGGGAUUAGCGUGACGCUUUGGAUUAUAUAACAUUUUGCAAUCCGUAAAUUGAAGGGGAGAGAGAAACAGAAAGCCAGCAGUUGCAAUCACUGCUUUUACUGGGAUUAACUGAGGGAUUGCUUAUUCAAGCUGCAUAUGGGAGGAGUAUUUUUGAAUUUAACGAAGGGAUGAAAACUUGCAGCCUAUUGCACGACUGUAGGAUUACACUUGGAUUACCCUCACUGUAGUCGGUGAGAGAAUGCAGAAAUGCCUACAUAAAUGAAGAAACAGCAAAACUGAAUGUGUCCAACUGGUGUAUACAUUUUAGUAUGCAUUUGUGCAUAGAUUCUCAGCAGUACUUCCUGCCUUAUUUCAGAGAGUGGAAUGACACUAACAAUAGUCAGCUUUAAGGUUGUCACGCCAACAUCCAAAUAUGAUUCCACCCAUUUUGCAAAAUAGGUACCCCUGGAAUGCCUUAUCCAUCGCUGUAGUUUUAAGUGCAACCACCCCUUAAUUUACAUACUCGCUUAGUAUCACACUUGCUCUGAAACCCCAUUUAGCAAAGAUUUAUCUGCCUUGAUCGAAGUCUCCGUCCAGCUUUUGAAAAGUUGUUUUAUGGAACUGAUCAGAAAUGUAAUCAGUUCCAUCUUGCAUCCAUUUUUUGGCUGGUAUUUUAAGGACACAAUCAUUGUGUGGAUUGAGUGGAACAGUUAAACAUGGGCAGUAAUGGUUUAUAUUGCAUUGUUAGUUUGUGUAAGAAACGCAUGCGAUGAUCUUGAUGGUGGUGAUGAUGAUGAUGAUGAUGACGAUGAUAUUUGGUAACUAGCUAAUAUGCAUUGCAGCGAAAACAGAAAGCUAGGAAAAUUUGCAUUUGGUAUUUUUCUCUACCCCCGCUAAUAUUGUAUCACUGUCUUCUGUGACAUAAUGCAAACUUGCAUAACAUUUGCUCAUUUUUAUUCCUAAUGAAUGAAGAAAGAACUGGAAGUUAUGGAUCGACUGGUUAUGCAUCUUCUACUUCUUUUUCCUGAAAGAUUCAUGUUAAAUAUUAGGCAAGGCCCAUUUCAUCGUGAUCAGAAACAUGAUCAAUUUUUAGUCUAUUUCUUUCACAAACCAUUCUUAAGACCGAUUCACAUUUUUCAGCUCUUUAAGAGAAGAGUCCUGUGAAAAGUCCAGCUCUGGAGCUGAUCAUGAUUGUACCGGAGCCUUCCCAGUGCUUUAACUUUAGAAAAAUGCCCUAUUUGCAUUUCUUCUGUCCUUUUCAUUUUCCAGAGGACCACAACUUGAAAAAUGCUCAAAAAGACUCUUUUUGCUCUCUUUUCUGAAAUGAAAGUGGUUAGCUAAUAAUAUUUAAUUCCAAUAACUCGACUGGUAUUUCCGAACAGCUGUUUAUUUCUGUCUAGUGCAAUCAUUCUGUUGAUCACCGCCGUCCUCAGCUCUUAAGUGUCGGCUGAUAUGUAGGUCUAGUGCGAGUCUGGCACUCAAAAUGAUUUUUAGCUGCAAUCAGAUGGCCAGUUAUUUGUUUUUCAUUCCCUAUAUUUCCUUCCUUCCUUCCUUUUGUUGUACCAUGCUUAAGAGUGAUCUAAUAAAUUUGAUAUCAAGCUGCUGUCCACUUUGAAAAUGCCAGUUUAAGAUGUAUCUUUAUUCUCCGAUGCUUGUAUUAAGAUUGUAAUUACUAUUAAAAUAAUAUUAUAUUAAGCAUAUAUACAUAUUAUUUACAGUACCUAGUUCUGUAUGGUUGAAAAGUUGUUUCAGAUAAAAUUUAACUAUGAAACCAUG